AACCAAGUAAAUUUUUCUCAAUAUUUUUCAAGAUAAUUAUGUCUAUUGUACCAACUGACUGGAGACUUCUUCUCAGCGAAGAUGAAAGGAAGGCUAAUAUUAGCAGGCUUUAUAAGGGCUUAGAGCUCCUUAAUCAACCUCAAAUAUAUAAGUUUAACCAACCUCAAGUAGCUCAACAACAAUCGCAACAAGCACAAACUUUACUACCUCAGCAAUUACCAAAUUCACAAUCACAGCAAUUGCAACAAAAAAUUUCGAUGCAGAUUCUUCAACAACAGCAGCAGCCGAUUACUUCUCCACAACAACAGCAUGCACAAACCCAAAGAAUUCUAUUACAACAGCAACUAGCUCAACAACAGUCGCUGCAAGCACAAACUUUACUACUUCAGCAACUACCAAAUUCACAAUCACAGCAAUUACAACAAAAAAUUCCGAUACAGAUUCUUCAACAACAACAGCAACCAAUCCCUUCUCCACAACAACAGUAUGCACAAACCCAAAGAACUCUAUUACAACAGCAACUAGCUCAACAACAGUCGCAUCAAGCACUAUCUUUACUACUUCAGCAAUUACCAAAUUCACAAUCACAGCAAUUGCAACAAAAAAUUCCGAUACAGAUUCUUCAACAACAGCAACGCCCGGCCUUAGCGGUUGUUCAACAACAGCCACAGAAACAACAGACCCAAAAGAAUGCUGCGUCAUUACAUCAACUUCAAGUUGGUCAACAACAAUCGCAACAAGCACAAGCUUUACUACCUCAACAAUUACCAAAUUCACAAUCGCAGCAAUUGAAGCAACAAAUUUCGAUACAGACUCUUCAACAACAGCAACAACCAGUUCCUUUCCCACAACAACAGCAGCAAGUGCAAAUUCAAAGACUCCCAAUACAACAGCCACAUUUGCUCUUAACGACUAUGCCUUUUAUAAAUAAUUCCAAAACACAACCUGGGUCACUAACAACGUUGACUGAGAAGGAAGAGAAAGAAGCAUUAACUAUGAUAAGGCAAAUAGAUAAUAGAGCUAAAGAAAGGAAAAAAAUUCAAUAUCACGAAGUUGACCUUUCUGAAGAGGACAAAAGACAAAUAUGGAUUAAGUUGUGUGAAUUUGCUCCGAUAUACGAAAAAAUUGAUGAAAUAUUACCAUACGUUUGGCAUUACACAAAAUCAAGUCAAGAUACAUAUCGACUAUUGGGCAUGAAGUACAUUAUAGAAGAUCAAUUAAACGCUCUAUCUUCUGGAAAAUAUAUACUUAAACUGAACCUUGUUGAAAAUUUAUUACAACAAAUCCGUAAAUAUUUUGUUUUCGUGGACAGUCGUAGAAGAGAUAUUGUUGUUCCCCCACAACAACCUCAACCAGGUGCUGAAAGUCGAUUUAGCCCACUAAUAAAGUCAAAUUCAUUGGAUUUGAAGCUUCCAACAAUGCCGAGACACGUUAAGGAUAACUCAGCUACUUCUGAUAGCUCAUCAAUCCCUACAAAAAGAUAUCAACCGUCAGUUGACCAAGAUGUACCGCAAUCGAAUAAGAAGCUGCAAAUCGAUUCCAAUAGUGUUAAAUGCGCUGCUGAUAGCACGUCAGUUAUUAAUCAAAACAAUCCUAUCGUAGUUUCAGAUGAAACCAAGCAAAAUAUUCCAGCAGAAAUAUUGCCAAUUAAUACUGAUAAUCAAAAUAACCCUAUCGUAAUUCCAAAAGAUUCUAGACAAAAUAUUUCAGCAGAAAUAUCGGCACCUAAUAUCGCUAAUCAAACCAGCUCUACCGUAAUACAAGAAUCAGAUAAGGAUGUUGCCGUUACUGAAGAUUAUCACGCAGGCUCACAACUACUUAUGAAUCAAUUAAAUAAAUUGUUGUGUAAUGGUUCGACAAUGGCGCAAAGGCAAACGAUUGAAGGAUAUUCUCCAUAUGAAGAAAGUGAAAAUAGAGCUAUAAUUGUCUCUUUAAUCAAUGCUGCUUAA
Messenger RNA from Dentiscutata erythropus, 1949 nucleotides. The record is from the annotation of a GenBank genome assembly. NCBI's taxonomy places the organism in Eukaryota, Fungi, Glomeromycota, Glomeromycetes, Diversisporales, Gigasporaceae.